This is a messenger RNA of Bombus pyrosoma, 1040 nucleotides long. RefSeq lists its product as uncharacterized. The transcript is spliced from 2 exons. The record is from RefSeq and is a predicted model, not a curated record. Bases 239 to 691 code for a protein of 150 amino acids. NCBI's taxonomy places the organism in Eukaryota, Metazoa, Arthropoda, Insecta, Hymenoptera, Apidae.
GACGGACUUUACUUUUGCCUGCUUACUUCCUUUAAACCAAGAUGACGCGAAAUAUCGUUGAUGCUACGGCGCGUAAUCAUCGAUCGACUAUGGGUAGCUUGUAGACGUACGUUUCGUUCUUCUGUUCCUAAAUCCAUUGUACGUUGCCAAGUUUUUUUCACACAGAUAACCUCUUCCGCCUUUCGAGAUACGUUGGAAUAAUCGUCGUUGCUAUUUCGCUGCAUCGCAUUCGCUAAAAAUGUCUUGGUUAUUCGGAAAGAAGAAACGACAUAAGGACUCGCCUCCCGAUUCGACGGAAGAAGAACAGUCAUCGAGUCAAAGCGACGGAUUCGAUAUCAUUUCAAUGCCCCCAGCAAUGCCAAUGGAUACAAGCCACAACACCGCGGCUACUCAUUCUAGUAGUAAUUUAUAUCCGUACGUUCCUCCUGUUCCAAAUUUUGGCCAAGGUUUACCGCCCGAAUUGCACAAAGACUAUAAUCAAGGAGAGAACGCACCGCACUAUCUGAACGGAGUUCCAUUUAAACUGUGCAAACGUCUGGAGAUUAACGCGAGCAACGAUUUCGAGAUAGACAACCUUAGAAUUAGCGAGAUUUUGUCUUUUAUAGAGAGAAUAGAAAAUCGAAAUUACGAUUAUAGUUUCUCGUUGGAAGAAAGCAUCAUGGCAGAAAUGAGCAGUAGAAGCGACGAAUGAUUUCCUUUCCAACGUGCAAUGUCCACGAGAUCGUCUAAAUCACCAUUACUCGUUACUUUGAUUAAUGCGUUCGUAAUUAAACAUGUACUUUCUACUCGUGGUUUAACGAAGGAAAGGAAAACAAGGAAAAGGAACUAAACCAAAUUACCUUCACCCACGCUCGAUAAUGCACGAGCACAAAUUUAUUCGAUAAAGAAAAUACGCGAUCAAGUUUUUGUACGCGCGUUUGUAACAUAGCACUUAUCCAUAAUUUUAAGUAUACUCUAUAUUAUAUGUUUGUACAUUUGUAUCGGAUGUAUAAUUUUAAUGUGUUAAUAAGUGCUUUUAAUAAAUAUUAAGCAUCACCAGA